Molecule: messenger RNA, 1602 nt
Organism: Trichomycterus rosablanca
Lineage: Eukaryota; Metazoa; Chordata; Actinopteri; Siluriformes; Trichomycteridae
Gene: meak7
Product: MTOR associated protein, eak-7 homolog
Exons: 8
Coding region: 60-1412 (450 amino acids)
Biological process (GO): TOR signaling
Source: RefSeq, a predicted model, not a curated record
CUAAAACCAAGUCGUGGUUUCAGCACUUCAGUAUUCAGAUGCUCCACUAUUAACUAUCAAUGGGAAACACAGAAAGUGCGGUUGUCCAGAAACGGCUGGCCCGAUUUCGCCCUGAUGAGAGACCAAUAAUUGAGGGGGUAUUCGACAGACUUCACAGGACAAGUGGCACCCCUGUGCCUGCUGGAAAAGGCAAAGUUUUGUGUUUAGACACAAUCAAGGUAACUAUGGGUAAAAUGGCCCCUGAAUCAAUGAUUAUGCGAGUAUUUGAGGGAAUGUGCAGCAUGGACUCUGGAGUGACGCAGCCACCAAGUGGAGGGGUCAGUCGAGAGCAGCUGGUGAUCUUUCUUGCAGAUACUCUUCGGGGCACAGCAGAGGAACGGGCACCUCUUGUCAUGUCAAUGGCACACGGGACAAAGGGAACAACCACUACUGAUCAGAUUAGAGAUUUUUUGGAGGACUUGGUUGCAGCUGUAGUUCAGACUCUUACACACAAAGGACGCUUACGAGGCUGGAGACCCGAUCUCAUGGGUGAUGGUGGUCAGGGGGUGAAGCUGUUGGCUGAACAGUUAAGCUCAGAGUUAAAACCUUCAGAUCAGAACAUGUGUGAUGUUGCUUGUGUUGAGGACUGGCUAUUCCGGAACUCAAGUGUAGCCACAUUCUUAGAGCUCUUGAUCGGUGAGGGUCUUGAGGUGGGAUUGACCUCACGCCCAACUUCCACUCUGCUACCCCAGUGCCGAGACACCCCAUGGGCUGAGCUACACUGUCUACUGGAUCUACCUCUUCUAAUGUUUUUAACCCCUGAGUUACCUGGAGGAGACACUGCCCCCUGGAGGCUGCUGUUCUCCACAAACGUACACGGGGAAAGCUUUACCCGUCUGGUUGGUAACUGCAAAUGCCGGGGCCCCUCUGUUUUACUGGUAAAAGACACCAAGGGACACAUAUUUGGAGGCUUUGCUUCUCACAGCUGGGAAGUCAAACCUCAGUUUCAGGGUGAUUCCAGGUGUUUUCUGUUCUCAGUGUUGCCUACUAUGAGAGUUUUUACCUGCACAGGUUAUAAUCAGCACUACAUGUACCUGAACCAGGCCCAGCAGACCAUGCCAAACGGUCUGGGAAUGGGUGGACAGCAUGGGUACUUUGGUUUGUGGUUGGACUGUGAUUUUGGUCAUGGUCACAGUCGUGCUCGCCCACGCUGCACCACAUACGGCAGUCCUCAGCUCUCGGGUGAAGAGGAGUUUACAGUGGACACAGUAGAGGUGUGGGGGGUUGGUCAACCCCCCGAGGAACAGGAACAGGAACAGGAGGAGAAUAAGAGAAGUAUUCUGGAUGCAGAUCUUGAGACACAGGCCAUCAUGGAGAUGACUGGAAAAACUAUGCACAGCCAAGGCCUGAGAGAGCCAGAAGAGGAUAAUUGAUGAGAAAUACACAGAGUCGUUCAAACAAUUGGUGCUGCUUUUAAAAGGACAGUGUGGGAAAAAGAGAGCUGGUGGUUAUUUAUUUGUUCUACAAAUGCUACAAAUGCUACAAAUGUGUGAUAUAGUCUGGACUUCCCACAGACGUAUUAACAAAACAUCCAAAUAUAAAUGUAAAAAAUAGAAUUUGAAA